Arabis nemorensis is the source of this 639-nucleotide messenger RNA. Lineage: Eukaryota; Viridiplantae; Streptophyta; Magnoliopsida; Brassicales; Brassicaceae. The record is from the annotation of a GenBank genome assembly.
AUGGCAGUUCGUCUCGCGAGGUCAUUGGCCGCGUCAUCAACAUCAGGGCCGACGUUACUCUCCGUCGUUAAUCGGAGAUCGGAAAUCGCUUCUCCUGCGAUCGACGGUCGGGAGUUUUCUGAUUUCGGUCGGGCUUUUUAUUCGUCUUCGUCCUCUUGGUGGUCUUCUCCGGAAGAUUUGACGGCGGGAUCGAAGAGACGGGAGAAGAAGAAUACAGAUCGUUUCUCUUCCGUGAUUGACGCAGUCCAUGAUCGGAAACUCCCGCCGGAGCUACGUGGCCGGCGCGAUUUCGUAAGGUCAGAGACUGACAUAAUCAACGUGGUCGAGCAAAGGAUAUGGCAUUCAAUGGAAGAAGGUCAUUUUGAGAAUUUACCCGGUAAAGGCAAACCCUUGAACCUCCACGCAAAUCCUCACGCUGAUCCAGCAGAGGACACAUUGUAUCGGAUUCUUAACAAGAACGGGUUUGCUCCUGAAUGGGUGGAGCUCAACAAAGAGAUAAGAAGCAAAGCAAAGGAAUGGAGAGUUUCACUGAAGAAAGCAUGGACUAUGAAACUCGAGGAAGACCAAUCGGGUUGGGAAGAGAGAUCAGAAUUACUUAAAACACAAUUGAAACAAAUCAACAACAUGGCAAGUUUUUAG